AUGAGCUCUUGUGGCUGCUACAUUUUGGCGGAAGUAUCGGUGGAGCCCGUGCGGGCUCCUGUGCAGGUGUCCACGCAGGGGGCCACAAAAAGGGGCGGCGGUCGGUUGAAAACAAAAGUGGUGGGUCAGAAGGCGGAUAAGGAUACAGCGGAUGGACGGGAGGCAGUUGGGGAGGUAGCGGUUCUACGGGAUACAGUUGCAGGGGCAGUGGAUGGACGAGAUGCAGUUGCAAGUACACCCUGCCCCGCUUCCGCCCCCCAGGAAACCGUACCGCAUGCGAAGCGGGGUUUGAAGGGCACCGUGUUGAAAACGAUUAAGAAGAUCAACCCGCUGGUCAAGGGCAAAAAGGAAAAAGAUAUUUUAAAAAAAAAAUGGAAAUAUAUGUUAAAAAAAAAUAAAGAAAAAUAUGGAAAAGUGUCUGAUGGGAAUCAAAUACAUAUAUACAACGACUCACAUACAGCCUAUAAGGAUAUAUUUGAGUCAAUAGAAAAGAGUAAAAAGAGGGUUUGGUUUGAAUGUUACUGGGUCGAUGACUCUGAGCUAGCCAACGAGGUGGUGGACAGUCUGUGUAAUGCAGCCAAGAGAGGAUGCGACGUUAUUUUUCUGAUUGACUAUAUAGGGAGUUUACAAAUUAAAAAUAAAUGGGUGCGUAAAAUGAAGGAGAGUAAUGUGCAGGUGAUUUUAUUUAACACAUUUUUGAAUUCCUUCCUCAAUAUGUUACCCAUUGUUUUCCGGGACCAUCGCAAAAUCAUUAUAGUGGACGACAUUGCCUACUGCGGCUCGAUGAAUGUUAAUGAGCACGUCGUCCCCAGCGGCGUGGGCUGGUACAGCAAACAGAAACGGGGGGAUAAAGAAGCGGACAAAGAGGGGGAGAAGCAGGCGGACAAAGAGGCCGACGCAGAGGGCGAAACAAAAAGUAAUAGCCAACGCCUGCAGUUCUACGACUUACACAUAAAGGUGAAGGGACCCGCAGUGAAAGAUCUGGCAGACGUGUUUAUCGACUCACUUAGCAUGGCCAACACGCCAAUCACAAGGGAACCAAUUGAGGAACAACAAAGGUAUGAAGAUGAACACGGACACUCUUGCUUUAUUCAAGUGCUGCAUUCAAAUGUGCUUAAGAAAGUGCGUUCCAUUCAAUCUACCUUUGAAUGGGUUAUUAAAAACGUAUCCACAAAAAAUAUUUAUAUAACAACUAGCUAUUUUAUCCCCCCUGGUUUUUUGAGGAGAGCUUUGUUUUCUGCCCUGAACAAAGGGGUCGAUAUUUCCUUCCUGCUGUCUGGCAACUCGGAUGUGGUAGGAGACGUCCCCGCCACCUAUCACGUUGUGAAGAAAUUCCUCAAGAAGUUCAACAAGGGUAGCGAUAGCGACGAUGGGAGUAGCGAAGAGACUGGCGGCGGGAGUGGCAGCGGAGGCAACGACGAAAGGGAGGAGCGAAAAGCAAACUCCUACCUGCACAACCUGCGCAAGCGAGCGGGGUCAAAAAUAGGACAUAAUUUCCUCCACAGACAAAAAAAGGGAAAAAGCGAUUUCUAUUUUUUACAGAAUAGGCAUUGUCAUGCAAAGAACCUCAUGGUGGACAACCUCUGGUGUGCUGUGGGUUCAUACAACUGGGACAGAUAUUCCUCGAGGCGCAAUUUAGAAGUGAUGGUUUCAAUCUUUGACCAAAAAAUAUGUAACCAGUUUGUACAAGAGCAUAAGAGUAAGAUAAAAAGCGAUUCAAAACAUGUGACUCUCUCACACCUGGCCAGUCGCAGCCUGUUUCAGGAAUUCCUUAGCUGCUUCGCAUACCACUUGGCCAAGUGGUCCGGAAAAAAUAUACUGGACGGGCUCUCCAAUGACAACAAGAGGACUUUCGUGCGCAAGGCAAUCGUCAACAAGUACCUGUCUGACAACUGCGUGGAAAAUAUAUCCCUCAACAUGAUGUGGGGGGGCUAG
Molecule: messenger RNA, 1935 nt
Organism: Plasmodium fragile
Lineage: Eukaryota; Apicomplexa; Aconoidasida; Haemosporida; Plasmodiidae
Exons: 2
Coding region: 1-1935 (644 amino acids)
Molecular function (GO): catalytic activity
Source: RefSeq, a predicted model, not a curated record